CAAAUUAGGCUAAAGCUGUGCCGUACAAUGCUGACACGUGGAAGAUUAACCUCCAUACUAAUUCCUAUCCUAUACAAAUCAUUUCCUCAAGCUUCCAAUUUAAAUCCUCAUUAGUAAAGUGAGAUCAACCAAGCACAAGAAUCCCAAAAAAAGAAUCUUGAAACUCAAGAGUAAAAAAAAUGGCAAGUAUCUCAGUCACCAUGAUUAGUACCUCCUUCAUGCCAAGAAAACCAAUUAUGACAAGCUUCAAAGCCAUUCCAAAUCUUGGGCUUAAAUCUGCAAAGGGUGGCAAAAUCACUUGUAUGGCUACAUACAAAGUGAAACUUGUUACACCUUCAGGAGCAGUAGAAUUUGAUUGUCCAGAUGAUGUGUACAUUCUUGAUCGAGCUGAGGAAGUAGGACAUGACCUUCCUUAUUCAUGCAGAGCAGGUUCUUGCUCAACUUGUGCUGGUAAAAUUGUAUCUGGAAAUGUUGAUCAGUCUGAUGGAAACUUUCUUGAUGAUGACCAAAUAAAUAGUGGAUAUGUGUUAACUUGUGUUGCUUAUCCACAGUCUGAUGCUACCAUUGAGACUCACAAAGAGGAAGAACUCAGUGGCUAAACUAAAUUUGGCUCACCACCAAAAAUUAAUUUGAUUUUCUAGAAGCUACUAGUGUUAUGGUUUAGCAUUGUAUGGACUUCCAGAAUAUCUAUAUACAUUAUCUUUUACUACUGUUGGGGGGGGGGGGGGGAUUUAUGUUUUUAAUGUGGUCAAGUUUAUAAUAUAUGCGAAAGUAUUUAGUAUAUGUGAGUCUAGUUGUCUUCUAUUAAUAUCUGUAUAAUAUAAAAAUGCUUUGUAAUAUUGCUAUCAUGAGUGCAUUUGUGUUGCUCAUUCGACAGAAUUUGGCAUGGUCAAAGGCACGUUUCUGUUAAAUGUUCCACAAAUGUUUUUCUGAAUCAUUUAAAUAUAUUACAGCAAUACUUAUUAUUAUGUAUCA
Molecule: messenger RNA, 975 nt
Organism: Solanum dulcamara
Lineage: Eukaryota; Viridiplantae; Streptophyta; Magnoliopsida; Solanales; Solanaceae
Product: ferredoxin
Exons: 1
Coding region: 180-599 (139 amino acids)
Biological process (GO): electron transport chain
Cellular component (GO): chloroplast
Molecular function (GO): electron transfer activity; 2 iron, 2 sulfur cluster binding
Source: RefSeq, a predicted model, not a curated record